Schizosaccharomyces japonicus yFS275 is the source of this 423-nucleotide messenger RNA. RefSeq names its product deoxyuridine 5'-triphosphate nucleotidohydrolase. Gene Ontology annotation, biological process: dUMP biosynthetic process; dUTP catabolic process. The record is from RefSeq and is a predicted model, not a curated record. Gene Ontology annotation, molecular function: magnesium ion binding; dUTP diphosphatase activity. Bases 1 to 423 code for a protein of 140 amino acids. The transcript has a single exon. Lineage: Eukaryota; Fungi; Ascomycota; Schizosaccharomycetes; Schizosaccharomycetales; Schizosaccharomycetaceae.
AUGUCUUUUUUGGUCAAACGUCUUUCCGACAAGGCUACCAUACCUACCAGAGGCUCGGAGCAUGCUGCUGGUUAUGAUUUGUAUGCAGCACGCGAAACAAUUAUUCCCAAACACGGAAAAGGACUCGUAGAGACAGAUUUGAUCAUUGCUGUGCCCGAAAACACGUACGGAAGAAUUGCUCCUCGCAGCGGCCUCGCGUUUAAGCACUUUAUCGAUACUGGUGCCGGUGUCGUGGAUAGCGACUACCGUGGACAUCUCCGUGUCUUGCUGUUCAACCAUAGUGAUGAAGACUAUGUUGUUUCUCCGGGAGACCGAGUCGCACAGCUCGUUCUCGAGCGCAUUAUGACGCCUCCUGUGGUCGAGGUCAGCGAUAUUGAAGACACUGUCCGUGGUGCCGGUGGUUUUGGCAGCACUGGAAAGUAA